GAACAGUCGAAUAACCAGUCAUUGCGGGAUUGCUUCUUUAGGGAACAGGAAGACCCUAUUGCGAUACAUACAAUCCAACAAUCCCAGACACAAAACACCAACAAAGAUGGAUACAGCAUACAGCAACGUGGAUCACCCAAGGAAGAGGCAAAAGCGAACGUCACUUCCGCUCUGGUUCUAUCGCGUCCUAGAUAAGGCCGGCCGCGAACGUCGAAGCUGCAAGCCUGAAGAUUUUGACCAGGAUAUCUCUGAAUAUGAAGAGAGUGGAUACACGUCAGAGGAAAGCUUCGAGGGGGCCGAUACCAACAUAUACCAGAGAUACAAGGCAAUGCGUGAAGGCCGGAAACGGCAACUGAAAUCCAUGCAGGAACAAGAGGAGGCAGAGUAUGACGAAGAGCAUGACGACGAAGAGCAUGACGACGAAGAACAGGAAGGGGAAGAACAGGAAGAAGAGGGUGGGGAGGAAGAAGUAGAUGAAGAGGAAGACGAAGAGGAAUUGGGAGAUGAAGACGAAGAGGUAGAGGAAGAUGAAGAAAAAGAAGGGGAAGACGAAGAAGGGGACGAAGAGGAGGAAGAGGAUGAUGAGCAGCAAGAGCAAGAUGAUAUCGACCAAGAGCAAGAGUUCCAAGCAGGCAACGAAAAAGAGGUCGACGAUGCCGAGGAAUCUCUCAAAAGAGCAAUUAUGAACGGCGAACGACUUCCUCGUCUCGCACUCGAAGACGCAUAUUUCAACCUUUAUUGCGGAGACUAUGUCAACUACUCCUGGGAUCCACUGGAUGGUUACCCAAGGCAUAUCGAAUUCUACGGCGCCCUAAACAAUGUCCGCUAUUCACCACCUACGAAGCCACUGGAAGGCAAAAUAUCAUUUGACGACAACGCUGAAUGCAAUUUCACGGCAUUUAUACAGCCAAAGAACGCAAGUUUGAACGGUUUCCAGUUGAAAGAUGUCAAUGGGAAUCAUAAAUUCUUGAUUCAGUUCUUCAGCAACGACUAUUUGAGGAUCAGAGUGAGUCGGGAGCUGGUCUUCCAGGGAAAGAUUCCGCCUCCUCAUACCCCAGAGUUCUUCGACUUUUCGGGCAUUCGAUUUGAUGUGAAGAAGGCACGAGCAAAGAGGGCUCGGGAAGAACAGAUGGUCAGGAAGAGACCACGGUCCGAGUCGUCGGAAGCAUCGGAGAGGAGCGAGGAAUCAGUACAUGUCGUGGAUGCAUUUGUAUAACGAUCCUCAUUGCUCGCUGGAAGAACCUGUUGUAUUAUAACGCUACCUAAAUUUUGAGAUAUCUAAUCCAUGUACAAUAACUCGAAAGCAUAGCGUUGCUUGGUUGGAGAAGACAUACAACUGACACACAAUAUAUAUAUCACUAUUUCCAUCAGAUCGUGAAUGCCAGGUGCUAGUUGAUAAAGGC
Messenger RNA from Aspergillus wentii DTO 134E9, 1403 nucleotides. RefSeq lists its product as uncharacterized. The record is from RefSeq and is a predicted model, not a curated record. Bases 107 to 1216 code for a protein of 369 amino acids. The transcript has a single exon. NCBI's taxonomy places the organism in Eukaryota, Fungi, Ascomycota, Eurotiomycetes, Eurotiales, Aspergillaceae.